This is a messenger RNA of Athalia rosae (coleseed sawfly), 1451 nucleotides long. It is a transcript of the gene PIG-F, whose product is annotated as phosphatidylinositol-glycan biosynthesis class F protein. The transcript is spliced from 2 exons. The record is from RefSeq and is a predicted model, not a curated record. Gene Ontology annotation, biological process: GPI anchor biosynthetic process. The coding region runs from base 681 to 1397 and encodes 238 amino acids. Gene Ontology annotation, cellular component: endoplasmic reticulum membrane. NCBI's taxonomy places the organism in Eukaryota, Metazoa, Arthropoda, Insecta, Hymenoptera, Athaliidae.
GCCCACAAUCUAGCUCACAGUCAAUGAGAUCUGUCAUUUACCGCGGACCAUUUGAACGGCGGAAGUGUCCGACAAAAUUCGGCGACUAAUCUGCAGUCGGCAUGAGAGGUGGCUCGUCUCUCAUUAAAGGGUCCCUCCCUAAUCAUUAAAGGGUCCCUGAUUGUUACGAGUUCUCUGUGACGUUUCACAAUCAGUGGAGGCGGCUGGUGCUAGCCAGCGAACCAUGCAGCUAACUGAUUAUUCACGUGGAACCACUGACAGCGAACCCAUAUAUUAGUGGGUGAAAAAAGGGAGAACAGAUUUAGGGAUUCAGUUGAGACUUCUGUCAACGCAUAUCCUAUCCGUCAACAUCCGCUAUCCAGAGCCAGAGUCACAGAAGAAGGACUGAGCUCCUAGACCUCCCUGGUCAUGUAGAUCACCAGUGACAUGGGUGAACAAGUUAGAAGAGGUUACAUUCAAAGAGUAUCUAAAACAAAUACGGCUUGGAUAGAUUGUUGAAAAUUGUAGUGUAGAUUGGUCAAUGGAAGGUCGUUGAUCACAUCACGUUGGCAGUUUUUUAUAAAAUAAAAUAAGGACCAUGUCAUACCAGUCGCAAUCUUCAAGAGAUAGAUCUUCUAUACCAAUUUAUUACUAAUAAAAUUCUGGUUGUUUUAUCUGUUAAAGAUUGCGUUUGGACAGUCAUGUUAGAGGACGAUUAUCUACCAAAACAGCAGCUGCUGUUGUUUUACUGUUCAUUUACCUGCAUCUACUUUCCUGGGAUAUUAAUUUUAUUAAAAUUCAAUGACAACUUAUACAAUGUGGGAACCUACAAGUUUAUUCCAAUUUUAGUCAUUCUCAUGUUUGCGGAAGUGACCAAACUCUCUUUCUCAUUACUGCAAACUGACUCAUUACCACUGGGUAAAAUUGAUACCAAAUCUGCACCAACAAGGGUGAAAAGAACUUUUGGCAAACGACUAAAAGGAAUAUUGAAAUUUCUAAUAUCAUUUGUGAUUACCGCAUUUGUCUACUAUAUAAUUGUAAUUUUAUUUGGAUGUCCGCUGCUAACUCACCAUGAAGAAACAAUCAUGCUCACCACCACAUUAACCAGCCUAACUUUGAUACCUGCUAGUCUUCAUUUGGGUAUCGAUGAAUCGGUAGCUCUUCUGACUGGCGCCCCAUUACAAACCAGUAAUGUCAUCGUGGAAGCUGUUCAGAGAAACAUAAAGGCUACUUUACUUGGAACUUGGAUUGGAGCCACAGUCAUACCCCUGGAUUGGAACAAACCAUGGCAAACUUGGCCUAUCCCAUGCAUUAUAGGAGCUCUCCUCGGAUACAUGGUUGCUCAUUUUAUGACACUUGUUAAAAUGCUACCCAUACUGCGAAGGAGGAGAAAUUACUUUAGUCAUAGUAAUAAAUAGUCAUUCAUGUUUGGAAUUGUUGAAAGUUCAUGAAUAAAAAACUAUUUCAUAAAA